Molecule: messenger RNA, 2943 nt
Organism: Rhopalosiphum maidis (corn leaf aphid)
Lineage: Eukaryota; Metazoa; Arthropoda; Insecta; Hemiptera; Aphididae
Gene: loh
Product: thrombospondin type-1 domain-containing protein 4
Exons: 19
Coding region: 191-2797 (868 amino acids)
Biological process (GO): extracellular matrix organization
Cellular component (GO): extracellular matrix
Molecular function (GO): metalloendopeptidase activity
Source: RefSeq, a predicted model, not a curated record
CACGUGCCGGGCCUUAUCACUACCGUCAUGUCGGCGAAUGGACACGUGCCUUCAUCCGUUCGUGGUUUUCAAGAACAUUGAUUAUCCGUUAUAACUUAAUCUAUGCGUAGUUCUAUUUUUUAAAAUUUUUAUUUUUCGUACGCUUUUCGAAAAUUCUUAAUGGAACAAUUAUUAUAGUUGCGGUGAAAACAUGGCUUUACUAUUAUACUCCGAGUGCUUUUGGUUAUUAAUAAUAUCGUUAAUCUUGACUCAAGCUCAUAAUCCAGGAUUUACCCGUUCUAAAAGACAUUCAAUCCAGCCAGGAUUAAUUGCAAUUUUUGGUAAUGAUAAUGUCACUGAUUUCAAUAUGAAUUCUACGUGGAAAACAAAUGAUACGAAUGAUUGGGGAGAAUGGUCACCGUGGUCACCGUGGACUCCUUGUUCUACAUCAUGUGGUCUAGGCGUCACCAAACAAACAAGACAAUGUGUACGAAAAUCUACUGUUAUACAAAGGAAUGUUUUUUACAAGAGACAACGUUUAAAACGAGUGUCUGACGUGGACACUAAAUGCAGAGGGUUAACAGAGGAAACUAGAUAUCACGUUUGUAAUAAGCAGCUUUGCUUAAAUAAUACCGAUUUUCGAGAAACUCAAUGUUCUUCGUUUAACGAAAAGCUAUUCAGUGGUCAAAAAUACACAUGGUCAGCAUAUUAUCAAGUUACAAAUCAAUGUGCAUUGAACUGUCGAGCAAUAGGAUAUCGCUUCUAUGCCACUUUAAAACCGAAGGUAAUAGAUGGCACAUCUUGCAAUGGAACAGACUAUUCAAGACCUUACAUAUGUGUGGAAGGACAAUGUAAGGUAGUCAGUUGCGAUGGUUCAAUAGGUGGACCACUAAAGAGAUUUGAUGGUUGUGGUGUAUGUGGUGGUGACAAUAGCACGUGUCGUUUAAUUUCUGGUAUUUUCACUAGACCUGACAUGCCAACAGGAUACAAUUUAAUUACCAGAUUACCAAAAUCUGCUUGCAAUAUUACCAUUAACGAACUUAAACCAUCAGCUAAUAAUAUAGCAUUGAAACACACUGUCGGACUAUACAUUUUAAAUGGAAAUUGGACGAAUAGUUGGCCGGGAGAUUAUGAAGGAGCGGGUACAGUGUUCACAUAUCGGAAAGAAAACGGUAAUCUUGGCGAAUCCAUAUUUGCCACGGGACCGCUAUCAGAAUCCGUAGACCUCAUUUUAGUCUUCAGGUAUACGAAUCCCGGCAUCAAGUACGAAUACAAAUUGCCGUUAGACGUGCCUACGCAGGAUGAGUCGAUCACGCCGCCAUUGAUCAGACACCAUUCGCACAUGUCUGCAUAUUACCCCGGAAACUAUUUUCCGGUUAGCGACGAUACGUAUACGUUGGAUAAAGGAUCGGAACUCGAUAACGAAGACAAGACAAAAUUUAAUCAGGACCAACCGCAAGCUGAGUAUCAAGGAUUCAUCGGCGAUGAAGCUGCAAAACCGCGAAACAAAGGCAGAAAAAAGAAGUUUAUAUGGAAAUUGACCGGCUAUUCUGAAUGUACCAAGACUUGUGGUGGAGGGUAUCAGACGUCCACAAUGGUGUGCAUCAAAGAACACAAUCAGCAGCAGCAAAUUGUCGCGGACAAACGGUGCCAUGGACUGGAGAAACCUCAACCCCAAGUGCUCAGAUGCAACGUGAAACCAUGCGAGGCGCAGUGGUCAAUCACGGAUUGGAGUCCUUGCUCAGUUAGUUGUGGCCUGGGAGUCCAGACCCGGGAAAUGGCGUGUAGGCAGCAAAUUAAUCCUUCUUUGACGAUGAACGUGGCCGAGUCGGCAUGUCCGUCACCCAUGCCAUCCAACGUUAUUUUAUCUAAAACCUGCCAGAGGCCACCUUGCGAUUCCACCCAAUCCGACAGCGGCUCGCAUUGGAUCGCUGGAACUUGGUCUAAAUGUUCCACGACUUGCGGUACCGGCAUUAAGUCAAGAUCGGUAAGCUGUUCGUCAGCCAAUGAAACCGAAUGCAAGCCUAACGAAAAACCAGCGCAUCAAACCACCUGCGACAUGGGACCGUGCGCGAUGGCCCUUUCCAACACUAUUGGUUCAUGGAUUCUAUCCGAUUGGUCACAGUGUUCAGAAACAUGUGGUACAGGUAUACAAACUAGAAAGGUUUAUUGUUCACUAGGAAUUGAUCGUGAGAACGCAUGUGAUCAAUCAAUAAAACCAGAGGCUAGCAGAGCUUGCAUGAGUGAUAAAGACUGUAGUGGACUUUGGUUUACAGGACCUUGGUCGCAAUGUUCUGAAAUGUGUGGUUGGGGUAAUCAAACGAGAACUUCAGUUUGUAUGUCUUAUGAUCAAAAAGAAUGGAAAGUAGUACCCCAGAGCCACUGUUCCGGCAAAGAAAAGCCGUCAAUGAUAAUGUCGUGUUUCACCGAAAACUGCGAUUCUAAUUGGUUUACUUCGGAGUGGCUACCGUGCUCGAGAUCGUGCGACUUGGGUGUUCAGAAACGAGAUGUCAAGUGUCUCAAUGAAGUAUUAAAACCAUCGUUUGAAUGUGAUGAAUCGAGCAAACCACCGGCCAGACGUUCUUGCAACUUAAGUCAAUGCGUCAGUAGUUAUUCAGCAUCAGUAACAAGUGAAGAAAGCCGAAUCGAAAGAGAGAAUAAGCCAAUGUCAACUAGUACCCAACUACCAUUGGAUCAAGACGAUCCUAAGUGCGUUGAUAUUCAACACAGAAAUUGUAAUUUCGUUGCCCAAGCCAGACUAUGUUCUUACAAGUAUUAUAAAAUUUCAUGUUGCAACUCUUGUCGAAACAAAACGUAAAUCAAUCAUAGUCAGACGUACCUAAAUAUUAUUUGAUUUUCAAUUUUAGACAUAAUCAAGACGGCUAGUUUAUAGUAAUAUAUAAUAUUCGAUAAAUGUAAAAAUAGUACCUAUUUUAAUGUACAAUAUGUUUGUACUUACCUAUU